AUGUCUCACAGUGGCGAAUCCAAUCCACCACUAAACCCAGCACCACAAGCCGAUGAAGAAACCGAAACCCAUCAAGAAUCUCAAGUAGAAGAUACAGAAAUGAACGAAGAAGCACCAGAAACAGAAGAUCAUCAAAGUGAAGAUGUGAAUGAGAUCAAUCAAGAAUUAGAAGAAGAUUUGUUUGGUGGAGAUGAAGAUGGAGAAGAUGAAGGAGGUGAAGGAGAAGGAGAAGUGAUGAUGGAUGAAAAUGAACUUAAGAAACGAGAAGAAAUGGAAUAUCUUGAAGAUCCUUCACAGCUUCAACAUCAAGCUCGUGAUCGAUUGAUUGCAGAAGCUACACUUUUAAAUUUACCAUUACCAUAUGCAUCAGAUGAAAAAUAUUGGGAUUUUCGAUUACCUAACUUUUUGGAACUUGAUUCACAAGCCUUUACCGACCAAAAGUUUUUAAAUGAAGUGAAACGUUCUACAACGGAAGAAGAAGGAAACCCAUCGAAAUCGAGUUCAGUGUUUCCUGAUCAUAAUACGAUUCGUUGGCGUUGGGUGAUGGGUCGGGAUGGAAAACCGGUUAAACAAUCUAAUAGUCGAGUGGUUUCUUGGAGUGAUGGAUCCAAGUCAUUACAAGUCGGAUCGGAAUUAUUCGAUAUGGUUUUCAUUCACGAUCAUCAAAACCAAAACACACCACAACAUGAUUCGAAACCAGGAUCAUUAUCACAACCUAAACCCGAUCUAACACCCAACACACAAGGUCUAACUUAUUUAUUUGUAAGACAAGGAGAAUCACAAGUCUUAGAAUCACAAACUUCCAUCACAGGACAGAUCAGUCUAAGACCGUAUAGUUUAAAUUCGAUUACCCAUCGAAACCUGGUAGCCAAUCGAUCGAUGAACAAAACUUAUUCACAAAGACAAACUCAAAGUGUGGUGGUCACAGUGGAUCCAGAAAUGGAAAAACUUGGAAAAGAAUUAGAAGAAUCUAAACAGUUUAAAAAGAAUAAGAAAGAAGAAAGUAAACGGAAUCGAAACCAAUCGAAUUCUAAUGAUCAAACCGAUACGUUUGGUAAAAGUCGAACCAAUCGAUUUAAUGCUCCUGUUUUAUCUGAAGAAGCUGAUGAAGAAAUUGAAGAAGAAGAACCGGAAGAUGAGUAUGAAGAAGAGGAAGAAGAAGAAGAAGAAGAGAUUGUUGAAGAUGAAUCACCAAGUAAAUCGGUUAGAAAUAGGUUAACUGACCUUGAAUUGGCUGAUCAAAGAUUAGAACAAUCUUCAAAGAAGAAAAGAACCGAGAGAGAUGAUGAUAGAAGAGGUGAGGAAGUUGAAGAGAAGAGAAGUAAGAAGAAAUUAUUGAUCAUUGCUUCGGAUGAUGAAGAUUGA
Molecule: messenger RNA, 1365 nt
Organism: Melampsora larici-populina 98AG31
Lineage: Eukaryota; Fungi; Basidiomycota; Pucciniomycetes; Pucciniales; Melampsoraceae
Exons: 3
Coding region: 1-1365 (454 amino acids)
Biological process (GO): positive regulation of transcription elongation by RNA polymerase II; transcription elongation by RNA polymerase II
Cellular component (GO): Cdc73/Paf1 complex; nucleus
Molecular function (GO): RNA polymerase II C-terminal domain phosphoserine binding
Source: RefSeq, a predicted model, not a curated record